AUGUUCCAGCUUGCUUUGGUGCGCACCGGCGAUACGAUCCAUCUAUUGUUCCCAUCCUUUGUUGCCGAACCUCCCGAACCUCAGGUUAAAUUGGAUGACAGCAGUGAGCUUUGGAACCUCUCCCCUUCUGUGUGGUCGCCUGUAGCGGCGUGGGAGCGGCCCGGGUGCAUUCUCACUCUCGACUCGCGCUACAGCCCGCAGGGGGUGCUGGCAGUGGAGGCGGCUGUAGCGCAGCUCCUGAGGGACCUUGGGGUAGAGGCGGAGGGGGUGGGGGGAGAAGGGAUAUGGGGAGAUGGGAGAGCGGGAGAAGGGAGAGGGGGGGAGGGUGUAGGGCGGAGGGGGAAGAUGCUUGAACGGAGUGAGAGGGAGGUGGAAAGGGGGAGGUUGAGAAGGAGGGCGAGGGAUGAGGAGCGGGGUUGGUACGGAGGAAUGAAGGGGAGACGGUUGAAUGAAGGGGAGGGAGAGGAAGAGGGGCAGCGGAAGGAAGAGGGGCAGGGGAAGGAAGAAGGGCAGGGGAAGGAAGAGGGGCAGGGGAAGGAAGAGGGGCAGGGGAAGGAAGAGGGGCAGGGGAAGGAUGAGGGGCAGGGGAAGGAUGAGGGGCAGGGGAAGGAAGAGGGGCAGGGGAAGGAUGAGGGGCAGGGGAAGGAUGAGGGGCAGGGGAAGGAUGAGGGGCAGGGGAAGGAUGAGGGGCAGAGGGAGGGGAGGAAUGAGAAGGAGACGGAAAAGGAGAGAGGAAAAGGAGGGAAGGGGAUGCCUGAGGCGUGGCGGAGGUUCUAUGGGUUGCUGCCUAAGGUGGUGGAUGCGAAUGGGAAUGAGGAUCAGAGGAAGAUGUCUAUAUGG
Molecule: messenger RNA, 840 nt
Organism: Closterium sp. Naga37s-1
Lineage: Eukaryota; Viridiplantae; Streptophyta; Zygnematophyceae; Desmidiales; Closteriaceae
Source: the annotation of a GenBank genome assembly